AUGGCGAGACUGGGUCGCCUGCUGAGCGUGUUGGGCCUGGUUCUGUGCGGGGCGGCGGGCCUCGGUCUGAGCGCCCCUCCCGCGCCCACCCCCAAGAAGCCCAUCAUCGGAAUAUUAAUGCAAAGGUGCCAUAAUAAGAACAUGAAAGCCCUGGGAAAAUACUAUAUUGCUGCAUCCUACGUGAAGUUUCUAGAGUCAGCUGGUGCGAGAGUGGUACCAGUAAGGCUUGAUCUUGAAAAUGAACAGUAUGAAAAGCUUUUCAAAUCCAUUAAUGGAGUCCUUUUUCCUGGAGGAAGCGUUAACCUUAUGAGGUCAGGUUAUGCUCGUGUGGCCAAAAUGUUUUACAACUUGUCCAUAAAGAGUUUUGGCGAAGGAGACUAUUUUCCUGUGUGGGGCACCUGCCUUGGAUUUGAAGAGCUUAUUUAUCUGGUCAGUGGAGAGAGCUUAUUAACUCUUACAGAUACUGUUGGAAUUAAACUGCCGCUGAACUUCUCUAGAGGUACGUUGCAGAGCAGAAUGUUCCAGAAUUUUCCUUCUGACUUGCUGCUGUCAUUAGCAGUAGAACCUCUGACCGCACAUUUCCACAAGUGGAGCCUCUCCGUGAUGAAUUUUACAAAGAAUGAAAAGUUAAAGGCGUUUUUCAAUAUAUUAACUACAAAUACAGAUGGCAAUAUUGACUUUAUUUCAACCAUGGAAGGAUACCGGUAUCCAAUAUAUGGCGUCCAGUGGCAUCCGGAGAAAGCUCCUUAUGAGUGGGGGCAAUUAGAAGGCAUUUCCCAUGCACCUAAUGCUGUGAAGGCUGCAUUUUAUUUAGCAGAGUUCUUUGUGGCUGAAGCUCGGAAAAACAAUCACCAUUUUGAAUCUGAUGUUGAAGAGAGCAAAGCGCUAAUUUAUCAGUACCGUCCAAUUUACACUGGAAACGUUUCUUCGUUCCAGCAAAGUUACAUAUUUGAUUGA
Rangifer tarandus platyrhynchus (Svalbard reindeer) is the source of this 957-nucleotide messenger RNA. Lineage: Eukaryota; Metazoa; Chordata; Mammalia; Artiodactyla; Cervidae. The record is from the annotation of a GenBank genome assembly.